Molecule: messenger RNA, 618 nt
Organism: Pongo pygmaeus (Bornean orangutan)
Lineage: Eukaryota; Metazoa; Chordata; Mammalia; Primates; Hominidae
Product: actin, alpha skeletal muscle-like
Exons: 2
Coding region: 1-618 (205 amino acids)
Source: RefSeq, a predicted model, not a curated record
AUGAGAAAUCUUCCUGGGCAGCCAUCUUGUUCUUGCUGCACACUGGAGUUGGAGGACCUUCUCUGCUUCAGAUUAACCAACAGCACAAAUCAAGAAAAUUUAGCCAAACUUCCGGAUCAGGUCCAGAAUGGGGGCAAGGGUACAGCUCACAGAAAGAAGACAGUACAAAGAACAGCUACAGCUGAUGACAAAAAGCUGGAGAAGAGCUACAAGCUGCCUGACGGCCAGGUCAUCACCAUCGGCAACGAGCGGUUCCGGUGUCCGGAGGUGCUGUUCCAGGCUUCCUUCCUGGGCAUGGAAUCCUGUGGCACCCACGAGACCACCUUCAACUGCAUCAUGAAGUGUGAUGUGGACAUCUUCAAAGACCUGUACGCCAACACAGUGCUGUCCAGAGGCACCACCAUGUACCCAGACAUCGCCAACAGGAUGCAGAAGGCAAUCACUGCCCUGGCACCUAGCACCAUGAAGAUCAAGACCAUUGCACCCCAAGAGCAAAAGUACUCGCUGUGGAUCGACGGCUCCAUCCUGGCCUCACUGUCCACCUUCCAGCAGAUGUGCACUAGCAAGCAGGAGUAUGACAAGUUGGGCCCCUCCAUUGUUCACCACAAAUGCUUCUAA